Akanthomyces muscarius is the source of this 1482-nucleotide messenger RNA. RefSeq lists its product as uncharacterized. The record is from RefSeq and is a predicted model, not a curated record. The coding region runs from base 1 to 1482 and encodes 493 amino acids. NCBI's taxonomy places the organism in Eukaryota, Fungi, Ascomycota, Sordariomycetes, Hypocreales, Cordycipitaceae. The transcript has 3 exons.
AUGUCCAAUACGUUAACCGACGACACUUGCAACAACGCCAGUUUCGCUUCACAGCGCCCAUCCGCCAAGAUGCUCAAGAUGGUGACGCCACAGGACGUUCGGAGCCCCGGGCUCGACAUGUCGCCGAGGACGCGCUCGCUGCCCGACUACUUUGCUGUUGGGCCUCUCAAGUCGGAGCUGGCUUCGAUCCAGGAGCAGGAGGCGCCGCCGACACCGUACCAACGGAAUGAAUCCAGCGCUGGCCGCCGCGAAUCAACAAUCUCAUUCCCGGAUGAGCUGCCAACGCGACGCAGCUCCAACGGCACAGAUCCUGGCACCGCCAUCUCGCUAGGACGGAAGCCAUCAACAUCCUCAGUCUCAUCUCGCCGACCGCGAUAUUCUGCGUCUUUGCACGGGGUGGAAUUGCAAGAGCACGCCGCGCGCAUUCGCGCAAGCUCGCCCCCUCCAGAAAGGUUCCAGCACCACGUCGGCUUCGAUAAUGUGCCGAACGGAGAGGCUACCAAACACAACACGACAUCGCUGACCCUCAACGUGAGGCAUAAGGGCUACCAGGCCAGACGACGAUCGCGCAUAUUCAUGGUGGGCGUGGACGAGAACUCUUACUCGGACUAUGCUAUCCAGUGGCUGCUGGACGAGCUGGUUGAUGACGGCGACGAAAUUGUCUGCGUGCGCGUGCUGGAGAGCGCGGUGCGCAUGAACGAUAAACAAUACCAGGAAGAUGCGCAACAUGUCAUGCAAGGAAUCCUAGCCAAGAAUGGAGCCAACCGGGCUGUCAGCAUCGUGCUUGAAUACGCCGUGGGCAAGCUGCACGCAACCUUUCAGAAACUGAUUCAAAUGUAUCAGCCAGCCAUGCUGAUUGUUGGAACCAGAGGCCGAUCACUGGGCGGCAUCCAGGGCCUCGUCAACAACCGCAACUCGUUCUCGAAAUACUGCCUACAAUAUUCGCCUGUGCCGGUCGUCGUUGUUCGACCAACGGAGAAGCGCAUUAAGAAGAAGGUGAAGCGUGCCAACGACUCGGGCCGCCAGACCUACCUGGGCAUGCUCUCGGCAACAUUGGGAAAACACGAAGCCGACAGCGAAACCAGUAGCACAUACGAACUGGAGACACAAAUUUCAGCCGACGAAGAGGCGCAUCAAGUGGCAAAGGUGCUGGGUCUCCCCGCAAAAUUCGAUCCAACCAUUAAGCCUAUCAACCCCAGCGACUAUCUUCGAACACGAUCGCCGGCGCCAUCGGGGUCGAAAGAACCUACGAGCCCGAACCUCGGCGAUGUUUCGCCGAGCAGCGCCAUGAACAGCGAGGACGAAGAAGAGGAGGAGGAUGGGGAAUUUGAGGUUGUGUCUGGAACACAAGCCCUCAACCAACAGCAAAAACUUGAACAACUACACAAGAUGGAGGUCGGUGAAGCGCAGGCUCUCCGUCAAGGUGUGGACGUUGAAGAAGAUGAAGAUGAAGGGUCCGCCGACAACAAGGCGUCGCCAUAG